UGCAGGAGCGAGCAUAAACCUGCUGUGAUGGAAGAGACGAGGACAAAACCCGCCGCCACGAAGCGGAACAAAGAAGGGGACGGAGGACUCGGAGGGUUAGAACUGGAGAUCAGGCUGAGCGAGCAGGUCCGCCUGCACACACACCUGUACGACCGCUCCAUGCGGGAGCACAGAGACCACUUCAUGGCUCGGAAGUCCUGGAGGGAGAUCGCGCAGACUCUCGGGAAAGACGAGGUUUACUGCAGGAGGUUGUGGAAGAACCUCCGCGACCGCUACGUGAAGGCGAAGAAACGCGUGCACGCUCGCAGCGGCGAGGGUGAGGAAGAGAAGCCGUCAGCGAUUGUCUCGGACCUGGACUGGCUGUGCGACUUCGUCAAGCACCGAGAGAAGGACACGGAGGACACUGACACAAAGCCAUGCAGUCCUGCAGUGGAGUCACCAACCAUCUGCUCAACAGUGGAAGACUUCUCAUUACCAAUUACCAUCUCGGCAUCUUCCACCGCAUCGUGCCUUCCACCGUCUCCCUCACAGACUGCAUCCGGACGAAAAAGGACGCACAACAACGAGUCCUUAUCUUUGAGGUUGAAGCAGCUGCAGGUGGAGAGGGUGAAGUUCAUGAAACAGUACAGAGAAAACCAGAUUAAGCAGGAGGUGCAGCAACAAGACACACCACACACAAGGUUUGCUCGGGUUUUAGUGGACAUGUUGGCUUCAGUUGACGAGGCCUACCAGCAAGAGGCCAUGCACAACCUGUACCAAGUCAUGUACGAGUACACUACAAAACACCCACGGCUGCCAUCAUGACAUUGUGUUCGGUGCUGUCUUCAUUUAAUUUUGGUUUCUCUCAUCAUUGAUGCAUUGCUAUUAUUUAUAUUAUUGUUUGACGUGGGGUUGCAUUGCU
This is a messenger RNA of Limanda limanda (common dab), 901 nucleotides long. Its product is annotated as transcription factor Adf-1. The record is from RefSeq and is a predicted model, not a curated record. Gene Ontology annotation, cellular component: nucleus; transcription regulator complex. The transcript has 2 exons. Lineage: Eukaryota; Metazoa; Chordata; Actinopteri; Pleuronectiformes; Pleuronectidae. Gene Ontology annotation, biological process: regulation of transcription by RNA polymerase II. Bases 28 to 804 code for a protein of 258 amino acids.